CCUGCCCUGUUACGCCGCGUUGUUCUCAUCCACCCACCGCCGCGAUGAUGUCCCAGUCUCUCCGCGCGUCGCGCUCUCUGCUCUCCCGCGCCACCCGGCAACAGGGCUCUGUGGCCCGCCGGACCUUCCUCACAACCGUCGUGCGUCGGGCCGACCCCGUGCAGGACCUGUACCUCCGUGAGCUGCGUGCCUACAAGCCGACCCCCGUCAAGGCCAGCGACGCCGAGGCCCAUGUGCAGAAGUUCCGCGUGCCCCAGGCUCCCCAGUCCCCCGAGGAGGCCAACCUUGCCAACGAGCUGGGCGCCUACGAGGCCCAGCAGGUCGAGGUUGAGGGCCAGGCCGCCAGCGGCGAGGCCGCACCCGUUGAGGAGAGCUGGUUCGAGGAGGAGCCUGAGGAGGAUGCCCACGCUGCCCACUAAAUGUGCUGCUGAGGGCUCCUAAUAUUUCGCAUGGCUUCCCCGACGAACCUGUAAAUUAACCUCAUGGCAUUUUUCUUCUUUCCUUCUACUCUUUUUUUUUUUUUU
Penicilliopsis zonata CBS 506.65 is the source of this 524-nucleotide messenger RNA. RefSeq lists its product as hypothetical. The coding region runs from base 45 to 419 and encodes 124 amino acids. Gene Ontology annotation, biological process: proton motive force-driven ATP synthesis. NCBI's taxonomy places the organism in Eukaryota, Fungi, Ascomycota, Eurotiomycetes, Eurotiales, Aspergillaceae. The transcript has 3 exons. The record is from RefSeq and is a predicted model, not a curated record.